This is a messenger RNA of Scheffersomyces stipitis CBS 6054, 1584 nucleotides long. It is a transcript of the gene RIM21, whose product is annotated as Rim21p. Gene Ontology annotation, biological process: cellular response to pH. The transcript has a single exon. The coding region runs from base 1 to 1584 and encodes 527 amino acids. The record is from RefSeq and is a predicted model, not a curated record. Lineage: Eukaryota; Fungi; Ascomycota; Pichiomycetes; Serinales; Debaryomycetaceae. Gene Ontology annotation, cellular component: plasma membrane.
AUGUACUGGAGAAAUGCCUGGUGGCAUGAAAAGAUGUUUCCAUCUUGCGAAAACAUCCUUCUCCCUGAGGGGAUGCUCGUAUCGCAUAAUCUUGAAGCGACCGUGCACCACAUAUCGAAAGCCAUAUACAAACAGGUUUGCUACGAAGGAAGAACUCCCAUGAUGGACACAAAUGCUGGGGUUGUGAUAGAUAAGUUUACCCAGCCGCUUCCCAUAGUGUCCCAAUCAUGGCACGAGUUCACUACCGAGAAUCUCAACGGCUCUUUUGCUUAUUCUGUAGUUUCUAUCAUAUAUGCCAUAGCCGUUCUGGCUGUAAUCACAUGGUUUUUAACGAUAUUCGUUCUCACAAACUACACCAUCAAACCCUCAGUGCUUUUGCAGGCUUCGACGUCGCUUUCAUCGGUCUAUAUACUUGUGAUUGUGAUCAAGUCUAUUGUAAUUCUACACCAGCAACAGCGAAAUGGCUAUUUACAUGGUGCGAAAUUGCUAGACCAGAUAAACGGUUCCACUGCUGUCAACGUAUUUGAUUUGAUAGUCGUUCUUUUGCUACAAAUAAAUCAAGUCCAGGUCAUAAUGCGUAUUUUCCUGAGACAGGGAGACAAGAGAAUGACUUUCUUCGUAGGCGUUCUUGCGUCUAUCGCUUCGCAAGUAAUUUGGGGAGUAACAAAAUUCCACAACUUCAGUCCCAAAGACGAAGCCGGUGACAUUUUACCAGCAUUCAUCUAUUUGGUGCGUAUCGCCAUGGGAAUAUGUUAUGCUGCCAUCAUAUCUGUCUUCCUAUUAACCAAGAUCCACUAUAUUCUCGCAAACAAGAAGAUCUGGUUGCUUUCUCUACUCACCUUUAUCUUAAUCUUCAGCCCGGUAGCAUUCUUCAUUGCUGAUGUGUCGAAUGCAUUUGUGUACGAGUUGUCGGAAAUCUUCUCGGUAGUAACCUACGUGAUCUGCGUGGUGAUACCCUGGGAAUGGUGUAAUAAGUUCAACUUGAUAAUGAGAGCAAAGGAGAAAGAGGGAGUGCUAGGACGGCGUUUCUAUGAAGAUGAGCUCUACGAGGUAGACAGAGCCCAAUUGUUCAUUGAAGAGGACGAGGAGGACGAAAACAACGACGAUCAACAUAACGACACAAACAGUAACGACUUAGGUAGCAACAGCAGUAACGCUUUGGGUAAAUCUGCAUCGGCGAGUGCAGGAGGUAAGGAAAAUUAUACAGAUGAGGAGCUAACUAACGCAAAGAAGGUAUUGUUGACUUUGUCCAAGACCAAGAGAGCGUUUUUGACGUUGACAGACGGAAUCAUUGCUGCUGGUUUUGCAAUUCCACGUUCCGUCAGUGUCACCACAGCGUCCACAGACACCCCAAGACCCAGAAACCCCAACUUGGAUGAAUCAACACCCCAUUUCAAUAACCUCAGAUUCAGAGACGCAGAGGAAGCAAAUCCAGCCAGAGAUUAUCAUGAGACAGGUCCUCAGGAGACAGAUCCUCAAGAGACAGAAACAAAUACAGUACCAGCUGGAUCCAGAAACAGAAGAAACGUCUAUGUUUAUUCACGUAAAGAGGUAGUGAUAAACUUCUCCGACGAUGACGACUAG